CUUCUUCAGCGAGCGCACGCAUCUUCUUUUGUUCAGAGACAGUGGCGGCAGGUUGGUGAUCAAAUAGAGGAUCGUGGCAUGAGAUUGAAAGCCGUUCAACUGUUGCACAGCAUCGCAGACCAGCUGUAUCGUCAGCAGGUCCUCGGGCCUGGAAUUGAAUGCACCCUGGCUUUUCUCAUGGAGACGAACUACAUUAGCCGCAGCGACAUCUACCUUUACACGACAGUGCUUGAGCACGCGAUAGACACUGUACUGACGCGGCAGCGUGAGCAGGCUACGCUAGCAAGCAUGCAAACCAAAGUGUCGCUUGUGCGCCACUUGACUUAUCAACUGUUGGAGCUCCGUUCACAAAAGCGUCCGCGGUGUACCACGACAGAGUCUAGCCAGGCCUUGUCUAUAAAAUCGCUAGAGUACGUACGUGGGCAGGCCCAUGUCCAAAUACCUAGCUUGAUUCUGCCUGCUGGCCGCGUUGUUGCAGUGACAGGGCCAAAUGGCUGUGGUAAGAGCACUGCAUUAGCAUUCGUGGCUUCGUGCAGGGGCUCCUGGACCCCAACAGGAGCUGAGCUGCUGGGUGACGCUGUUUUGGACCUGCCUUCUGGUGAUGUUGUCGAGAUUGGGCAGCAAUUCUACAGGCCAAUGUUCACUUCCCCAAUGUCCUGGCUUUUGUUCGGGAGACUAGAGGGCAGAAACAUCCAGGAAUUGCGGGGUCUUGCGCAACGUUUGCUGAAGGAGUUUGGCUUGAUCAGGGCUUCUGACCUGCAAGGAAUGAUACUUCCUGGAUCACUGGAUUCAAUGGAUGCUCUGGAUCAGGUGAAAGAGGAUUGGUAUAGCGAGCUUUCCGGAGGAGAGCGUUGCAAGGUGGAAUUCAUACAGAAAGUGUUUCUUCGACAAGAGUGCCCACCUGUGCUGUUGAUAGAUGAAGCCUUCGCGCCGCUGGAUCCUGCAUCGAGUCACUAUCUCAAAGUAAGGUUGAAGGCUUUCUGCAGAUAUUCUGUAGUGUUGGUGGUUUACCAUGGCAGCGAGAGCUUAGACGAUUCCUUCUUCGAUGAUGAGCUGCAAUUUGCACAUGGAACUGCAAUUCUUCGGCAGUUGCACUAG
Molecule: messenger RNA, 1098 nt
Organism: Symbiodinium pilosum
Lineage: Eukaryota; Dinophyceae; Suessiales; Symbiodiniaceae
Source: the annotation of a GenBank genome assembly